Penicillium verrucosum is the source of this 642-nucleotide messenger RNA. RefSeq lists its product as uncharacterized. The transcript has a single exon. The record is from RefSeq and is a predicted model, not a curated record. NCBI's taxonomy places the organism in Eukaryota, Fungi, Ascomycota, Eurotiomycetes, Eurotiales, Aspergillaceae. Bases 1 to 642 code for a protein of 213 amino acids.
AUGUUCACCCCUACUCCAACUCAGGCAGACCAGCUGCCACCUUUCCAACCCAUCAACAUUCUCACCCUCAACGACCCUUCCACUGUCUGGGGUUUGAAGCACUGGUUGCGCGAGGUUCAGCUCGCCCUUGCAAACCUCAGUCUCUUGGGUGUCAUUAGCAAGGAGAUCAAGCUUCCCGCCCGCAACCACCUCUACUAUGAGAACUGGCUGAAAUGGUCCCGCUUCGUUGGUCAGUGGUUGCUGUCUGGUGUGGGGGAAACCACCGCCGGCAUCGUUCUAUCUAUGCACCCUGACCUUCAGUUCGCACACGACGUGUACGACAGUAUUCGGGACUUGCAGUUCAAGGAGGAAAACAACACCACAGCCGAGCAGUUCCGCCACCUUUUUGCCAUGGAACCAUGCCAAUUCGACAGCCUUUACGGCUACUUAUCCGCCUGGGGCGCCCAGGCCAUGGUCUGCGCCCAAUUCGAUCCGAUGUUCAACUGGUUCGCCGCCACUCACAUGAUCCUUCUUGAGGUCCAGGAGGAGGUGCCGGAGCUCUGCAACAUCAUCCACUACGAGCUCCGAACCCAGGACACAAGUUGCGAGCAGUUCCGCGGCCACCUCGCCGCCAUCCUUGACGCGCUCGAGAAGCGCACUUAG